Cherax quadricarinatus is the source of this 360-nucleotide messenger RNA. NCBI's taxonomy places the organism in Eukaryota, Metazoa, Arthropoda, Malacostraca, Decapoda, Parastacidae. The record is from RefSeq and is a predicted model, not a curated record.
AUGGCUGCGGUGUUGGUGUGGUACACACGAGAGGACGGAGAGGUGGUAGCAGACACCAGAGAGUUGGAGGUAGAGAAGUGUCUGCCUAACAAGGUGGACCUCACCUGGUCUGUUGCUAAAGCACAACCAGGAGCUGCAGCCUCACUGACUCUGUCAUCAGAGCCACACUCUGUGUGUAGCCUGGGAGUGGUAGACAGAAGCACGGAGCUGCUGGCUGAUAACCCAGAUCCUAUAUCACUUGAAAAAUUAUUUAAUAUCGCUGAUAGUUUUAACAUUGGACGGUGGCUGAACUCUCAGAUCAACGUCUAUCAGUACUGCUUCAAUAAGAAAUUGAGUGAACCUGAAGAAAAACCAGGUUAG